This is a messenger RNA of Mycena indigotica, 2463 nucleotides long. RefSeq lists its product as uncharacterized. The transcript has 15 exons. The coding region runs from base 1 to 2463 and encodes 820 amino acids. Gene Ontology annotation, biological process: DNA-templated transcription. Gene Ontology annotation, molecular function: zinc ion binding; DNA binding. The record is from RefSeq and is a predicted model, not a curated record. Lineage: Eukaryota; Fungi; Basidiomycota; Agaricomycetes; Agaricales; Mycenaceae.
AUGUCCGACGAGGAGGAUGACGCGUAUGGCUCUGGGAAGACGAGGCGCGCAGUGCACCGCAGAGAGCAACGGGCGUGCGAUACCUGUCGAAAGCGGAGACGAGCUUGUAAGGCCUAUUCAUGGAUUUCUCGGACGCCGGUUCACGAGAAUGUUUGCUCAGGCAAUGGUACCCGCUUUCCGGUGAAGAUAUCUAAACGGCGAACGUACGUGCAAGCACUGGAAGACCGUGUGAAGGAUGCCGAGAUGAAAGUUGAGCAGAUUGCGCCACCGGCGGUGAAACCCAGCGAGCCGAACAAGAGUCCAAAAUACGGUACUCUGUCACUACCCCCCGAUUCUGACGUGUCAUUCCGCAGACCUGGGCCUGGUGUCGAGUUGGCCGCGUUGUCAAUUCGCGCGAUGAAUGUUGCUGCGCCAACGGCCCAAGACACGGAAUAUCUCGAGCUCAUCCAGGGGCUAACGGUGCUGUCUUUGAGCAAUCACCAGGACCACUUUCAUGGCGAAGGAAGUAGUGCCAUGGUAGUCAAAUCCGCGGUCGACCUACGAGAACGAUACGAAGAGAAAGACUUGGUCUGGGCGGCGAGGAGGGAGAAAUACUGGGUUUUUACACCGACAACAGACAAAAUCAAGCAUAUUGGCCCUUACGUCUUUCCUCCACCAGAACUUCUCGCCUCCCUCGUCGACCUCUACUUCCUACACAAGAACCACUUCCUUCCGCUGCUUCAUCGGCCUACGUUUGAGACGGGGCUUGCUCAGGGUCUCCAUUUACGAGAUCGUGUAUUCGGAGGCAUAGUUUUGCUUGUUUGCGGGAUCGGCUCGCGGUUCUCGGCUGACCCGCGUGUUACGCCGCUUGGAAUGGACGAGCUCCUGUGUGGCUACCAGUUUUUCCACCAGAUACAGCUGGGUAUCGACCAUAUGUUUGGUGGCCCGACCAUCCAUCACGUCCAGCUCUACUGCUUGUUUGUUACUUUUUGCGAGUAUGCAAAUCCGUCGUCGUGCUGGACUAUCGUAGGCACUGCAAUUCGAAUGCUUCAAGAUGUCGGUGCACAUCGCAGGCCGAGGAUACCUACCUCGCCGACAGUCGAAUCCGAACUUUGGAAACGAGCAUUCUGGAUCUGUCUCAUCCUCGACAGACAGCUCAGCAUUGGUGUCGGGCGACCUAGCAUGAUACCUUGGGAAGAUUUCGACGCCGAGCUGCCUUUAGAGGUAGACGACGAAUUUUGGGAGGACCCCGUCGAGCCUUUUGUCCAGCCUCCCCAUCAGGGCCCAUCUACGAUUGCCUUUUUCAACGCCAAUAUCAGGCUUAACCUCAUUUUGGGUUUUGCUAUUGGGAUGCUGUAUGCGUUAGAUAAAGUCCGAAAACGAUUGGCAUUUCGGGAUUCUCAAUGGGAAGAGCGUAUUGUGGCGGAACUCGAUUCGUCAUUGAAUGAAUGGGUUGCAAGGAUUCCGCUGCAUCUCCGAUGGGAUGCGACAAAGCAGUCCAAACCUAUUUCCUCGCUGUCCGCCCGUGCAGAGCUGUUUCUCGACCAGAGUGCUGUCCUCUACGCGCACUACUACUUUACGCAAGUCACAAUACAUCGGCCGUUUAUUCCCCAACUGCGCAAAGGGUCGCCCACCGGCGCCCCUUCUUUGGCCGUCUGUACUAAUGCGGCUAGGUCUCUUGCACACGUUAUCCGCAAGAUCCAUGGUCGAAAAAGCGGGGCAGCUGAUGCGAGACCGCCGUUUCCCGGCGCCUUGAUGCCAGCUUUUAUGGCGAGUAUCAUACUUACCCUCAAUGUCUGGAGCGGAAAGCGGACCGGCUUGCCGCCGCACAUGAACACUGCUACAGAGGAGGUCAAGGCUUGUAUGGCGUAUCUGAAGAGCUGUGAGAAGCGCUGGCAAGGCGCUGGACUGUUCUGGGACGUUCUUUCGGAGCUCUGCACUUUCUCCAGUGUGCCGGUCCCAGUGUCUCCUCCGCCGCUUACACCCACGACAACCACGGGAAAGGUUAAGAAGCGGACAAGAUUGUCGCAAUCCCCGACUGCCGCCCCCGCCGCAGCGGUGUUGGUCCCUCAAUUUUCCGUCUCCGCCGAGAGACAUGGAUAUGCCCCGCCGGAGGAGACGUCUUCAGAGUGGGCACCAUCCAGGCCAAAGCCUAUGUGGCCCUUCAAAGGCAGCCGUGAAGAGGCAGCAGACUCACCGGCUAUGCCUUCGACAUCAUCUGCUGUCCCUUCCCAAGUAUCAGAGCCAGAUUUGCAGACGAGUACCGUGGAGCUAGCACAAAUGCCAAUAUUUCAGCGUUACUCAUCGGUAUCUGGCGCUGGCGAAGAUAUUGGUGCUGCGAAGGGGUCAGACUCUACAAUGCUCGAUGCAGCGACGGUGGAUGUCUUGGCGGGUAUGCCGACGACCUUUGGCGGGAUGGAAGAUUGGUACACCUACUUUGCUAGCGUUUCCCAGGCGGAAGAGCAAGCGUGGAGACCGCCUUGA